This is a messenger RNA of Diaporthe amygdali, 393 nucleotides long. RefSeq lists its product as uncharacterized. The coding region runs from base 1 to 393 and encodes 130 amino acids. NCBI's taxonomy places the organism in Eukaryota, Fungi, Ascomycota, Sordariomycetes, Diaporthales, Diaporthaceae. The transcript has a single exon. The record is from RefSeq and is a predicted model, not a curated record.
AUGUCCGACUACGAUGACCUGAGUUACCUCUGGGAAGACCCAGAGGAUCUCUGGGAAGAUAGCCAUAUUUUACCUGACAGCGCUCUAAUGGACCCCUUGUCUUUCAACCCGGAUGACAACCAGAUGCAGCAGACUCAUGGUCACCCUAGCAUAGUCCCCAACGUCGACAGUAGUCCGGGCCGGCAAGUCCAGAAACCAGAAGAUCUCAUAGUCGAUAGCACUGUUUCACCUGACAGCGUUUUAAUGGAUGCCUUGCCUUUCAACCCUGAUGACAACCAGAUGCAGCAGGCUCAUGGUUAUUCUGGCAGCCUCAGAUCGGGUUCCUCGAUCAUCGACCUUCGUCACAGCCCAAGUGCAUAUCCCUACGAGAAUAACCAGAACCAGCGAGCCUAG